Molecule: messenger RNA, 895 nt
Organism: Moneuplotes crassus
Lineage: Eukaryota; Ciliophora; Spirotrichea; Euplotida; Euplotidae
Source: the annotation of a GenBank genome assembly
CAAUGGAUGUAUUCGGAAGCAACAUGUCAAGAAGUGGCAGAAGAAUGAUUCAGAGUAACAAUAUGUUCUACAAAGAAAUAGAACAAAUGGGCACAAUGAUGAGUAAGACUCCAAGAAGGCAUGUUCGGGUGGCUAGCCCCCAGUACAAUGAUCAUUCUCCCCUAUUGGCUCAGUUCAAUGAAGGUCUCUACAAAAAUGAACACACAAAUCAUUUAAAAUAGAUUCAGUUUCAAAGUUUCCAAGAAAUUAAAAAAUAGCCAAAGGAAAAUACUCAGAAAGAAAAGAGAGAAAGAAAGAAUCAGGACUAGGGAGCAAAAACGUCAAGUUAUGAGUCCUCUUCCUCAAGUACCUCCCGUAGGGCAUUACAAGCCAAGCUAUAUCCAAAUUGAGAGUGGGGACAAAUCAAAUCUGAAAUUCCAACCACUAAACCAGAGCAACUCAGGAAGAUUCUUCCUUCAUGAAUUCUGUGUGAAAUCUAACUCCAGGAGAAGAAGCCAGAGCCAAGGCAAGUGGAAGAGAAUACUUAAGAAAAUAAAGGGUCAAGGACACGCUGUUAUUGAAGAAAGUGCCAAAACUUCAAGCUUUAAAAAGAGACUCGAGAGAUUAAAGAAGUCACCAAGAACAACUCUGAAGAUCAAGAAAAAGGCAUUAAAGGAGAAGAAAAAUGAUUCAGAAGCAGAAGGAGAUUCAGAAGAAAUCCAAAACCCUGCAAAAGUUGUAAAGAAGAUAAAACGGUCUAAAUCUCCAUCUCUCCAAUGAGGAGUUUUCAUUGAGUUUAAAAAGCAGCUACCCAGAAAGGACAUCCUAGACGGUUUUCCAAUGCCAUUUGACUCCUGCUAUAAAUCAGUUGCAAGCCUUAUCACCAGCAAAUCUAGAAAAUAACAAAGGUUUUCAA